Mycetomoellerius zeteki is the source of this 1531-nucleotide messenger RNA. It is a transcript of the gene Ggamma30A, whose product is annotated as guanine nucleotide-binding protein subunit gamma-e. The record is from RefSeq and is a predicted model, not a curated record. The coding region runs from base 54 to 272 and encodes 72 amino acids. The transcript is spliced from 2 exons. Gene Ontology annotation, biological process: phospholipase C-activating G protein-coupled receptor signaling pathway; sensory perception of taste. Lineage: Eukaryota; Metazoa; Arthropoda; Insecta; Hymenoptera; Formicidae. Gene Ontology annotation, cellular component: heterotrimeric G-protein complex. Gene Ontology annotation, molecular function: G-protein beta-subunit binding.
GCGCACGCGCCAUCCCGUUCCCGAUUUGCGACAAGGGGGGUGCGGCUGUAACCAUGGAUCCCAGUGUACUCGCCACCAUGGACAAGGACGCACUGAAGAAGCAGAUCGAGAAUAUGAAGUACCAGGCGUCCAUGGAACGGUGGCCCCUGUCGAAGAGCAUCGCGGCGAUGCGGGAGUACGUGGAAGAGAACGAGAGGAAUGACCCACUGAUACACGCUCCCGACAAGAAGAACAAUCCCUGGGCCGAGAAAGGCAAGUGCAUAAUCAUGUAAUCGGGGCCAGAGCGGAGGAAGAGCAACAGAAGAAGAAGGAAGCGGGCAUACAAACCGAGGAGGAGAGGAGUCGGUCGUUCAUCCGCGGCAAAAGAAAUCUCAGGCAGAGAUCAUGAAGAGGGAAGAGGAGUGGAGGAGUAGGAGGAGAAGCACACAAGAGGAAGAGGAAGAGAUGCCGGUAGACGUCCGUUGCGAUUCGAUCGCGAUUCGCAGAUCUUAUUCGAUCGUCGAAGCGAUCGUCCACCGGCCCCGCCAAAAUAAAGACGUGGCUAUGAUCAAUUUCGCAGUCAAUCUGUCGAUUGAAGAUCGAACUGGAGCAAAUUAUUUGCCGGACCGUUCCGUUCCUCCAGGACUGUUCUACGAUCGCGCGACGUGCGGCUUCGCUGGCCAGUUCCUGAUCCGUGUCGUCCUAUGAGGUAUCGUUAUCCUUCGUUAAUUGUGCCAUUCGAGACGUUAUUCGUAAAGAUACCCUGAGGUAACUCAAAGCCUGUGCAUUAAUAAGCCUGUUGACACAGACAAAAAAAAGAUACAAAAAAAGUAAAUGAUAAGGAGAAGGAAAAUGAAAAACGAUAUCUCGUAAUCGAUCUUAUGAAGCAAUCGCGCGCUGUUAACAAUUUGCGUCAAAUUCAAAUGGUUUGCAUUCGCAAAGAGGAAACAGAGAUGAGAAGAAAAAGGAGAAAAUGGAAAAAUUUGUCAGAUAAACCACUUCCGCCUGGAUCGAUCGACGUCGAAUCAACUGCCGCAUGCCGCGCGACGUCGCCCUGCACAUCUCACUCGCCGAUGCACUUGCGGUGUGAAACUUUAUCCAUUCAUCGAUCAACCCAUGAAUGCAAUUUAUUCUUAAUGUUACACGUAUACAUAAAUAUAUAUAUUCGUAUUGUACGAAUAUACAUACAGUUAUUAUUGUAAUAAUAAUUAUAAUUACUCUUGUAUGUAAUUCUGCGCGAAUUUCUUACGAAAAUAUAUAACAUAACCAGCGAUUGAAAUCCAAAUCCAGUUUUCUGCUUUCGUUACUUGUUUUAGGAAAAUGCACGGCAAAACGUUACACAAGUUUUUUAUUGAAUCUUCAAUUUAAUUAUCUGAAGCGCAACCAGAAUCGCUACCGUGUUGCAUUCGAUUGUCUUUCUCUUUUUCUCUUUUAUCCUCAAUCGUUGUCGUCUGACUAGUUGUUAGGCGUUUCUACUGACAUUCAUGAUACGCUUGCGAAAUUCUGGAAAAUCACUAGACUUUGCUCUCGAUUUGUUAAGAUACAACAAAAU